AGCGCCUUAGCCCGCUCCAGUUUCAAUGCGCGUUGUUGUUUGGCGAAGCUGAGUCCUAUACACCGCCCGCUGCUCUCCUGAUCAUGGCUUCUCCGAGUUCCUUCACCUACUAUUGCCCUCCAUCUUCCUCCCCUGUCUGGUCAGAGCCACUGUACAGUCUGAGGCCCGAGCACGCGCGGGAGCGGUUGCAGGACGACUCGGUGGAAACAGUCACGUCCAUAGAACAGGCCAAAGUAGAAGAAAAGAUACAAGAGGUCUUCAGUUCUUACAAGUUCAACCACCUGAUACCAAGGCUUAUUUUGCAGAGGGAGAAGCACUUCCAUUAUCUGAAAAGAGGCCUUCGACAGCUGACAGAUGCCUAUGAGUGUCUGGAUGCCAGCCGCCCAUGGCUCUGCUAUUGGAUUCUGCACAGCUUGGAGCUUCUAGAUGAACCCAUCCCCCAGAUGGUGGCGACAGAUGUGUGUCAGUUCCUGGAGCUGUGUCAAAGCCCAGAUGGCGGCUUUGGAGGGGGCCCUGGCCAGUACCCACACCUCGCACCCACGUAUGCAGCAGUCAACGCACUGUGCAUCAUUGGCACUGAGGAGGCCUAUGACGUCAUCAACAGAGAGAAGCUGCUUGAGUACUUGUACUCGCUGAAGCAACCCGAUGGCUCUUUUCUCAUGCACGUUGGAGGUGAGGUGGACGUGAGAAGUGCAUACUGUGCCGCCUCGGUAGCUUCUCUGACCAACAUCAUCACGCCAGACCUCUUUGAGGGCACUGCUGAAUGGAUAGCAAGGUGUCAGAAUUGGGAAGGUGGAAUUGGUGGGGUGCCUGGGAUGGAAGCCCACGGCGGCUACACUUUCUGUGGCCUGGCUGCACUGGUCAUCCUCAAGAAGGAACGUUCCUUGAACUUGAAGAGCUUGUUACAAUGGGUGACAAGCCGGCAGAUGCGGUUCGAGGGCGGAUUUCAGGGCCGCUGCAACAAGCUGGUGGACGGCUGCUACUCCUUCUGGCAGGCAGGGCUCCUCCCCCUGCUCCACCGCGCGCUGCACGCUCAAGGUGACCCUGCCCUCAGCAUGAGCCACUGGAUGUUUCAUCAGCAGGCCCUGCAGGAGUACAUUCUUAUGUGCUGUCAGUGCCCCGCCGGGGGGCUGCUGGAUAAACCUGGCAAGUCUCGGGACUUCUACCACACCUGCUACUGCCUGAGUGGCCUGUCCAUAGCCCAGCACUUUGGCAGUGGAGCCAUGUUGCACGAUGUGGUCCUCGGUGUGCCCGAAAACGCUCUGCAGCCCACUCACCCUGUGUACAAUAUUGGACCAGAUAAGGUGAUCCAGGCCACCAUGCACUUUCUGCAGAAGCCGGUCCCAGGCUUCGAGGAGCAUGAGGAUGAGGCAACAGCAGAGCCUGCCACCAACUAGAGGACACGGGGUCCCGCGGCUCUUUUACCCACCUCCCCAGUCAGCCCAAGGUUUAUACGUUUUGAUACAUACUGCAUUCUGUGCGGCACAAGCCUUGGCCACCAUGGAGCUAUGGUUCUUUGUCUUUUCUUGUCAAAAAAAACAAAACCAAUGGCUCUGAGUUUGGAGAACACAGUGGCAUGGUUUUUUAAAAAUUCUUUCCACUCCUGUCAAACCAAAAAUCUGUCAGUCCAUGUGGCACCUAAGCCCAGCUCUGGCCUGGCCAGGGUGGUUGGGGAAUGGUGCAUGCUGGGAAGAAGCAGCCCCUCCCCACCAGCUCUCCAGCCCGGACAGUCACAUUGAAUGAAUCAUGUCUCUGAGUAUUACAGCUCCCAGAGUCACUGCUGCGAUUCCCACUUGCAUGGCACCAUUAAGUUGCCAGGAAGGUGC
This is a messenger RNA of Equus quagga, 1826 nucleotides long. RefSeq names its product farnesyltransferase, CAAX box, beta (gene FNTB). NCBI's taxonomy places the organism in Eukaryota, Metazoa, Chordata, Mammalia, Perissodactyla, Equidae. The record is from RefSeq and is a predicted model, not a curated record. Bases 84 to 1397 code for a protein of 437 amino acids. Gene Ontology annotation, molecular function: protein farnesyltransferase activity. Gene Ontology annotation, cellular component: protein farnesyltransferase complex. Gene Ontology annotation, biological process: protein farnesylation. The transcript is spliced from 12 exons.